Melopsittacus undulatus (budgerigar) is the source of this 4612-nucleotide messenger RNA. It is a transcript of the gene ANLN, whose product is annotated as anillin, actin binding protein. The record is from RefSeq and is a predicted model, not a curated record. Gene Ontology annotation, cellular component: actomyosin contractile ring. Gene Ontology annotation, biological process: actomyosin contractile ring assembly; mitotic cytokinesis; septin ring organization. Lineage: Eukaryota; Metazoa; Chordata; Aves; Psittaciformes; Psittaculidae. Bases 545 to 3916 code for a protein of 1123 amino acids. The transcript has 26 exons.
UCCCCUUCUUUACUAUGGCUUUUUGAAGCCUGGGACUGCUUUGGCUUUGUUAGACUCGAAUGCCUCUUAGUUCUACUUUUGGGUCGAGAUGGCAGCCCUAUGCUGCUUCCUGCGGCCGACACGCUGCUGGUGAGCUUCAGGCUGGUACACACUGGGCUGGUGACGAUGAGGGAGGGCUGUCUGUUUGUGCAGUACCAGCCGGGGCUGAGCAAGGGUAGCGGAACCUUGAUUCUGUGGUGCUCAUUGCUCCGGGAGGUGGGAGAACACUUUGUGGUCUUCCUGUGUUUCCUGUGGUGAACAGACGACUGCUUCUGAGCGUGGUGCUUUUUCUCCUCUUUGCUCUGCAGAAGGACAUUGUAGCUGCUCGUUCCUGUUGUGAAGAUGUCCUUGAGGAUCCCUGAAGUUCUCAUGAAGAUGCUGCCCUAAAAAGCAAAGAGACAGAGGUCCUGUUUGCACAGACAUAUGAUGGGAAAUCUGCAGCCUGGUUUUUCCUCCACUGGGAAGAGAGAGAUAGAAGCAUUGGAUUAUUGUCGUUCACGAAAGCAUGCACAUCUUGUGCAAGAAACUCCUUGAAAGAACCCGUGCCAGGCGAGAGAACCUGCAGAAGAAAAUGGCUGAGCGGCCCAAGAUGGGAACAAGACCCACAAUGCAGACCAAGAGGGUCAGAGAGCCUUUGUUAGAAACUGGGAACCAGGUGCCUCUUCCUGCAGAAGAAGUGAAACCUGGUACAAAGCCAUCACCAUCAAAGAGGCUCUGCCCCGACAAUAUGGAGACUCAGGCUUCCAGUUCAGAGAAUAUACAGCCAGUUCCUUCAAGUUCCACAAGCCAGCGUUCUCCUGAGAUGGCUUCAGAGUUGCACAUAACUGCUUCUAACAGAGCUUCAUUGCUUCAGCCGCUUGAGAAAGGAAAACCAAACACCGAAUCAGAAACUCCUGCAGUUCCUGCAGCUCUUUCAGUCAAAACACGUAUGCAGAGGUUGGCAGAACAGCGACGCUGCUGGGAUAGCGAGGAUCCCUCUGAAUAUGUUCCUGUGUCUCCCCUCCAGUCAAAGGAUCUGCCUGUUUCUCCACCUAAGCAGGCAUCUAAUGUCCUGGCAAGUGAUACCCCUAUUGGGAGAAGAGGCCGUUUAGCUAACCUUGCUGCUACAAUUGGUUCCUGGGAAGAUGACCUAAGUCAUCCAUCUGCAAAGCAAAACAAUGCACAAGAACAGCCUGGCACUACUUGUUUAUCCAAAUUGUCCACUACAAGUGGAGCAUCUGCUAGAAUCAAUAGUAGCAGUGUAAAGCAGGAAGCUGCAUCCUGUUCUCAAAGGCUUGUUGAGGCUUCUAUUAAUAAACCAGCAAACUCAAAGAUAGCGGACCCAAACAAUUUAACACAAUUCUCAAGAGUCCCUGUUCCCUGUUCUAAAGAAUCUGCAGUAGAACAGCCGCUAACAGAGAAUCCCUGCAGCCCUCAGAAAAGUGAAAAGCAUACACAGAUAGCAAAAUCAACUUUGCCUCAACCAGUUCAGUCCAAAGAAGAGCCAGUCAAAGGAACACAUGUGCAACCUGAACCCAAGGGUAAACCCACAACACCAGGGGGAUCAGGAAUUAAACCCUUCCUGGAACGCUUUGGGGAGCGUUGUCAAGAGCGCAGCACACAGAGUCCUGCUACGAAUACUCCAGGGUGCAGAACACCCAUUGUUACCCCAAAUACUAGGACAAUCCAGGAAAGGCUUCUUAAACAAAAUGAAAACUCCUCUACUGCCAGUUUAGCGCUGCAGCUUAAGCAGGAACGUGAACGAGAACUUGCAUGUCUUCGUGGCCGGUUUGACAGGGGCAAUCUGUGGAGUGCCAAGGGAAGCGGAAGUCCGAAGAGAAAACUUCCAGAAGCUAAAAUGGAAAGUCAAUCUCCGGCUAGUCCAAAACGUUCUCCUUGUUCCGAUGCCACCGCUCUUGCAUCAGCAGAAGACACACCAGCAAGUGAUAGGCCAGCAAAGUCUCCCAGUGUGGAGUCUUCAGAUGGUCCUAAAUGUGAAGAGACUCAGAAACCCAGUCCUCUGAAGAUGGAUGAGCCAAAAAGCCCUGUAAAAGCCAUGUCUGUCUCAAAACUUGAGCAGUGUGCUGAGAAACUGAAAGAUGAAGCAUAUGAAAUUGAAAUGAAUGUGGAUGAUGAGUUGAAUAGCUCGAAAGUGAUAAAUGAGAUUUUUGAAGUUCUUGAAGAAGAUGGUCCAGACAUAGAAAAGCUGAAGAAAGAAAUGAGUAUGAGCCUAGAAGGUGAAAGUGAUGAGGAUGAGCAGGAAGAGUCACUUAACAUUUCGUCAAUGUCUCUGUUAACCCCUUUAGUGGAAUCUGUUGGUCCAGAGGCCUUUGUUUCUCCUUCGAAGUCAACUGGUGAAGGCAGCAGCAUCAGUGAUGUAAGUCUGAAGUCUGACAAAUUCCAAAGGACUAAAGUCCCCAGGGCAGAAUCUGGAGACAGCAUUGGCUCUGUAUCAGAGGAUCGCAACCUUCCCUAUAGCAUUGAUGCCUACAGAUCUCAGAGAUUUAAAGAAAAAGAUCGUCCUUCAAUAAAGCAAAUCAUUGUUCGCAAAGAAGAUGUUGCUUCCAAGCUAGAAAUGAAACAUAAUGGCCCAUCCGAUCAAGUCAAUAUCAAAAAGAAAAUGCAGGAGCUCAAUAAUGAGAUCAACAUGCAGCAGACAGUGAUUUAUCAAGCCAGUCAAGCUCUGAACUGCUGUUUUGAUGAGGAGCAUGGAAAAGGGUCCCAAGAAGAAGCAGAAGCAGAAAGACUUCUUCUCUUAGCAACUGAGAAGAGAACUGCUUUAUUGGAAGAACUGAAUAGACUGAAGAGUGAGGGACCUCAUAGGAAAAGAGAUAAAGCUGCUUCUGUAUCCACCAAAUAUGCUCCAUCCAGGGGAUCUGUUUCCAUUUCAGAAAUGCGUCUACCUCUGAAAGCAGACUUUGUGUGUGGUACAGUUCAAAAGCCAGAAGCAGCAAAUUACUACUAUGUAAUCAUACUGAGAUCUGGAGCAGAAAACAUGGUUGCAACCCCCUUAGCGAGUACUGCCAGCUCCCUGAAUGGAGAUGCCCUUACUUUUACUACGACAUUUGCUAUGCACGAUGUGUCAAAUGACUUUGAAAUAAGCAUAGAAGUUUACAGUUUGGUACAGAGAAAAGAAGUUCUGAGCACUGAUAAAAGGAAAAAGGCAAAUAAAUCUAAGGUGAUUACUCCAAAGAGAUUAUUAACAUCUAUUACCUCUAAAAGCACUCUUCUUACUCCAGCCAUGGCUAGUCCAGGUGGCCCUAAUGCUAUACGCAGUACUAAUUUCACCCUUGUUGGAUCCCACAAGCUCUCACUGUCUUCUGUAGGAAAUGCCAAAUUUGCAUUGGACAAGGUAAAUUUUGAAGGGGUGGAAAAAGAGCUGUUGAGCUGCAUGUUCCAGGACCAGGUUCCCUUCUUGUCUCCUUUGGAAGGUCAUAUAUAUCUGAAGUUAAAAUGCCAAGUGGACUCCUCUGUGGAAGAGAAAGGGUUUUUGACUAUGUUUGAAGAUGUCAGUGGCUUUGGAGCAUGGCAUAGGCGCUGGUGUGUGCUGUCUGGGAACUGUGUAUCCUACUGGACAUACCCGGAUGAUGAAAAACGAAAGCAUCCUUUGGGCCGGAUAAACUUGGCUAACUGCACAAAUCAUCAGAUUGAACCUGCCAACAGGGAGUUCUGUGCCCGUCCCAACACUUUUGAACUAAUAACUGUCCGACCUCAGAGGGAAGAUGACAGAGAGACUCUUGUCAGCCAGUGCAGAGACACCCUUUGUGUCACCAAGAACUGGCUGUCUGCUGAUACUAAAGAAGAGCAUAAUAUUUGGAUGCAGAAGCUCAACCAAGUCCUUGUUGACCUUCGCAUGUGGCAGCCUGAUGCCUGCUAUAAACCAAUUGGAAAGCUUUAAAGUCUGGAAGAGAAAGGCAAAGAAAAUACGUAUACAAAACCGACAUGAACUGCACAGAAAAGGAAUGGAACUUAAAUGGAAAUGUGGAAAGUCUUCUGGGUCACUUGUGCUUUAAAUGUCAGAGAGUAUUUAACAUUAUACAGGAGUAUAUUAUGCAGUAUUUGUAUUUCACUGAAGAAUUCUAAAGCUUUUUUUACUUCCUAGCUUUUGAGUAUGAUGGAAGUGAUUUGCUGUUUGCUAAAUGUGCUGGAUAACUCCUUUUUUUGGUCUUUUUUAGCCAAGUACUUUCUUUUCUUUAAACAACUACUGCAGGAAAUCACACUCCAGGGGAGGAAGGGGGGCAAGCUAGUGAAAAACCAAGCUUCCUAGAUAACUAUGCUCCCUGAAAGAAACAAUAGCUCAGAGUUUCCUAACAAGGAUGAUGCUGAAGAGCAUUUACUAUUGGAGGGGUUUUCAGGUUGCUUUUGUAAUGAUCAGGCAUAGAAGUUACAUUCUCCAACAUGCAUGAUGGGUAUUUCUUGCUUGCACAGUGUCCUUGCAGCCAGAACAAAACACACACACAAUAUAUUUGUACUACUUUUGCCAUUUCUCAUACCAACUGGUAUGGAUAGGUGCAUGGCUUGUAUGCUAUGUGGUUUACAGGUGUGGAAUUAUGUAUGCAUUAUAUUGCACUUCAAUAAAGACAAAAGGUCUUGA